Messenger RNA from Cladophialophora psammophila CBS 110553, 1500 nucleotides. RefSeq lists its product as uncharacterized. Gene Ontology annotation, molecular function: zinc ion binding; DNA-binding transcription factor activity, RNA polymerase II-specific. Gene Ontology annotation, biological process: regulation of DNA-templated transcription. The coding region runs from base 1 to 1500 and encodes 499 amino acids. Lineage: Eukaryota; Fungi; Ascomycota; Eurotiomycetes; Chaetothyriales; Herpotrichiellaceae. The transcript has 4 exons. The record is from RefSeq and is a predicted model, not a curated record.
AUGGCGGGAGGACAAUCGUUGGGGUGCAGCGUCUGCAAAAAGCGCAAAAUCAAGUGCGAUGAGCACGAGCCAGUCUGUCUCAAUUGUCAAAAAUCCGGCCGCGAAUGUUCCGGACCUGCUACGCCUUCUUGGACUCAAUUGGAUGGGGACGCAUCUCUUGUGUCCUUUACACCGGCGAAGAUCAGGUGGAGCGUGCCUUCGAACCGUCGUUCUCAUGUAACCAAGCCUUGGAACCAACAAAGACACUCACCGAUCUUGGCGGCUCGAGCACUAGAGUCGUCCCCUCCAGCUCUCGUGGCGUCGCCGCGUUUAAGCGAAGACCAGAGCCUUUCCAGCAGACUGGUGUACGCUAUUGAGAACACGAAGGGUACCGGUUUCACCUUAGAACUGGUAGGCAAGCAUCUCGUCCAAUUACCAGCUCGUAUCGGCGAGAACAAGGCCUUGGAUUCCGCCAUUGCGUGCUUUCUGUCGGCACAUACGAAGUUACUAUGCCCUGCUGGGAUGACGGAACAGUAUCAGCAUCAAUUGUACAGCCAAGCACUUCGCGACAUGAAAGAAGCCGUGGAAUCGCCUCGAGAGGUGGACUUUGAAGCCGUUGUUGCGGCAAUGAUGGUCCUUGGAGACUUCGAGAUUGCUUGCGGUCGUGUCGAAAAUGUCCUCGACCAUGCCAGGGGCGCGGAAGCAAUUCUUAAAGCUUGGGAACCGGGUAGUAUUCGAUCUGCAUGGGCUCUGGAUCUGCUCGAGGUGAUGGCCUCUUCACUGAUUGCAGUAUCGCUGGCAACCGGUCAGGAAUGCUUCCUAGACAAACUGGAAUGGACGGACGUGUUUGACAGAGCCGCUUGUCAACCAUUAAUCCCAGCCCGUGAGCUGAUCAAUUUCGAAUAUCUUAAAUGUUGCGCGCGAUUAGCCACCAUAGUCCGCUUGUUGAGAAAUAAGACUGAAGAAGGCAUCUCACCGGAGACCGCCAAACUUAUCGACCAAGAGUGGAGAAGGGUUUCCCAAAUGAGCGAAGAGGUGAAGAAUCUCAUGGGCGAUUGCACAUUCGUGAUUGAAGUGAGCUCCGAAGACAACGAUAUCCCAUUCGAGACCUACUACCGAUUCUCCGACGUUCAACUAUGCGAGACUCUGUGCAACGUGUGGAAACUCUUCAUCCUCGUCUCGGCACUGGUACAACAUUAUUUCCCUGACGAUAUCACGUCGAAACAUCGACGCGACCAAGCACAGGCCGCGAUCAAUAUCUGCAAAUGCUUUGAAUUUGUCCGACCACUGAAACCAGUCGGGGCAUUUUUCAUGCAUCUGAGCCUCCCUCGGGCGGCCGUAGCGCUUCCUGACCCUUACAGGCAGUGGGCUUUGUCAGCGUACAAGGAAAUACUUGACUCGGGACUCGCGAUAGGAUUCGACAUCGCAGCUCCUACGAAACUCCUUGCGCGAUGGAUGUCCGGCUGGAACGGGUCGUCAUAUCAGAAAUGGUGGCUGGGAGGGGAUGAUCAGUGGGAGUGA